Messenger RNA from Phyllopteryx taeniolatus (common seadragon), 18476 nucleotides. It is a transcript of the gene mbtd1, whose product is annotated as mbt domain containing 1. Gene Ontology annotation, cellular component: nucleus. Bases 3353 to 4432 code for a protein of 359 amino acids. The transcript is spliced from 9 exons. The record is from RefSeq and is a predicted model, not a curated record. Gene Ontology annotation, biological process: regulation of DNA-templated transcription. NCBI's taxonomy places the organism in Eukaryota, Metazoa, Chordata, Actinopteri, Syngnathiformes, Syngnathidae.
CGCGAGGACUGGUACCAGGUCCCAAGCUGUGCGUGAAGGCGACUCCGACUAUAUCUAGUCGGAACUUCUCGACCUCACACACCAGCUCGGGCUCCUUCCCUGCCAGAGAGGUGACAUUCCACGUCCCUAGAGCCAGCUUCUGUAGCCAGGGAUCGGAUCGCCAAGGUCCCCGCCUUCGGCCACCGCCCAGCUCACACUGCACCCGACCCCUAUGGCCCCUCCCACAAGUGGUGAGCCCAUGGGAAGGGGGACCCACGUUACCCUUUCGGGCUGUGCCCGGCCGGGCCCCAUGGGUGCAGGCUCGGCCACCAGGCCUGGCUCCAGAGGGGGGACCCGGUGACCCGCGUCCGGGCAAGGGAAACCUGAAUCCAUUAAUUGUACUCGUCAUAGGGGUUUCAUACAAUUUCUCAAUAUAAAGCAGGCACAUAUAGGAUUCACUCAAAACCUCUAUUGCUUAAUAGUUAAGCCUUUUCAACCUUUACAAACGUUCAUGCUGUUGUAGGAUGGUACUCUCGAACGUAUCCUAGCGCUCCUCUCGCCUGCCUGAAGCCACGUAAGGAUAUAUGAAGAGCUGUAGCUCCCUCUGGUAGACACUGCCCUCUAUAGGUACCAUCGCGGUACUUCACGAUUGAUGACGCCGUCCUCUAUAUUUGCAGUCUGCCUUCCAGUAGCUUCAAUGCACAGUUCUCGACUCUCAACUCUUGGCCACCGUAGGCGGUACGUUUUCACUGUGGCUACACCGGUCCAGCACUAAGGCCACGAUUCGUACUGAUGUCCAGAAUUUCAUUUAUUUCUCCUUCUCCACCGAUGACAUAACAAAAUCACGAGAUACUGUGAAAACUACGGGUAAAACAGAAGUCCAAAUGAGGCUAAUGCUAACACACUGUACAAUAAAUUAAAUACACAUGAAAUGUCCAUUACAUGCCAAAAGCAUAUUUUAAAGAAUUAAGCAUGAAACACAAAUAAGGAAAGGUACAAUUACCGCGUGCACCUCCUGAACAUAGUGUAAAUGUCUUUGUCCAUAUAUACCAUGCGUUCCUGCUUCCACAUCUGUCCUUAAUGUCUUCCCGCUUCUUACCCACACUGCUUCAAACUAGACCAGGGUCAUGGGACCGUACACCAUCACAAUAAAAUGUCUUCACAAAGGUUUUUAUGCAACAAAACCAUUUUGUAUGGUACAUUUCACAAGUUAGUUAUAACAAACUCGUUUAAGUCUUAUUUACUGUCUCAUAUUUACAUUUGUAUUUAGUAACCUCUUUUAGUUGCAUCAUGAAAUCAAAUCUAUUUUGUAUUUUGAAACAUGAAACAUAAAUUUACAUAUAUAAUGAAAUGUGUCGUUCUGACAGUUACACUUGCUCUUAAUUGUGUUUAAUAUUGUGGCGCACCCUAGUGUUUUGUUUUAACACUGCAGCUUUAUGGAAGUAUUUUCCAUCUCCCAUGUGACUAUUGGCACAUCAGCCGGCUUGCACAACUGUACUGAAAGCUAGAGAGGUCAUGUGGCCGGAUAACACAUUCACUCCUGGUGAAGAUUAAAAAAAAAAAAAAAAAAAAAAAGUAGUUGAAACACAAAAAACGUUGCAAAGGGGAAAUAAACACACACACGCUUGAUUGACAUUCACAUUAUUACUACUAUUUACGGGAUUAGGGGACUAACUGACAAAAAACAGCAUUUUAACAGCUAUACAAUGCCGCAAGACAUAUUGGGCCAUUCUCUGAUAGCAAGCCGCCAUGAUGAUGUAAUCGUUAAAACAUGGUCCAUUCUUGCUGGAUGGACAUCUUCAGUUGCUCAACAGUAGGGCUGCCACAAAAGAUUCUUUUGAUUGCCGAUUAGUCACAGAUUAUUUAGUCGAUUAGUCUAAUUUUUAUAUAUACAGUGUCGCUUGAAAGUUUGUGAACACUCCUGACAUGGUCACUCUUUGUAAGAAAAAACAAAACACAUUAAGCAAACCUUGUUAAUCAUACUGUACAUCCAAAUCCCAAUUUGUAACGCAUACCUUGCAAUUGUAAAACACACACACACAAAAAGAUCAAUUUUCAUUAUUUAAUCCACAAAAACUGAUACUUGUAUGUGUGCAAAAAGUAUGUGAACCCUUCUAUUGUGGCUUGUGGCACCUCUUUUUGCAACCAUUACUUCAACCAGACAUUAACUCACUAACCUGACUCUAACAUCUCUUUAUGGGGAUUUUUGCCCACUCGUUCUUGCAAAACUCACUCAGUUAAGAGAAGUUGGAGUGACAUCUGGUAUGCACCAAUUUUUUUUAGGUCUCGCCACAUUUCAUUUGGAUAAGGUCCAGACUUUGACAGUGCCAAUUCACAAUACGAAUCCUCUUUCUCUGAUCCCAUUGCUUUCUACUUUUGCUGAAAUGCUUUGGUUCAUUGUCUUGUUGUUUAAUCAAUUUCCAUCCCAGCUUCAACUCCCUGAAUGAUGGCUGGAGAUUCUGGUCAAGAAUUUCUUAAUACGCCGGGAAAUUCAUGGCUCUUAAGAUACGAUGGAGUCGUCCAGGUCCGGAAGUGGAAAAGCAGCACCAGACCUUCACAUUUCCACCACCAUGCUUCAUCGUUGGGAGGAGGUUCUUUAGUUCAUUUGCAGUGCUGGCUUUUCUCCAAACUGGUUUUGAUUGUGACCAAAUCCUUCUAUUUUUGACUCAUCUUUCCAGUGAAAGGACUUCCAAAAGGCCUCUGGCUUGUCCAAGUACUUUUCUGGUGUUUCUGGGUGAUAGUUUUGAUGGGCGUCCAAUUUGGGCAGAGUUGCUGUCAUGUUGAAGACCAUCUGUUUGUAAUUUUUUUUGUCUUACAGUGGAUGGAUGGAGCUGGAAUCUUUCCAGAAUGGUCUGAGAGCCCCCCCCAGAUGGAUGGGCUCUCAAUACCCUCUUCUUCAUGUCGUCACCUACCUCCUUUGCUCUUUGAAUUUGUAGAUGUGUUUGGGAGCACAGUUGGUUUGGUUACUUUUAUCUCUUUUGAUUAUCCAUCCAUCCAUUUUCUAUCCGAGGUCAGGUCGCUGGGGCAGUAGCUUUAGCAGGGACGCCCAGACUUCCCUCUCCCCAGCCACUUCAUCCUUUGAUUAGUGCAGCCCAAACCCUACCCCAAGGAUGUUUUAUUUCAUCUGUCUACUUAAAGGUCAGAGGAAAAAGAUGUUAUGGGGUCAGUUAAAAUUCACAUUUGCUUUGUGUUAUGUUAUGUAAUACAUGCAGAAGGUUUUCAACUAUAGUUUAGCUAAAAAUUAGGUUUUAAUGCCUCGUAUUGAGCACUCCCCGAAAAUACCCAAAGGUUUGGGCUGAGUUACUCUAUCCACCGCAAAGGCUACCGGAAGUGACGUUGCAAUUGCCAAACACAACGGGCAACACUAUACGCAAUGGCGAGCAACGUAUUGGAAUAUGACGAGGAGGAGGAUUUCGACGUACAAGAGCACCCAACUGACAAACCAUACAUGUUUGAGCCGAUCAGGAGGUCGGAACAGACUGAUGUAACAAAGAAAAUUGAAGGUCAAGUUGAUGCCCCGCCGCAGCUCUUCCAAAAGGUUAGAGAUGUGGACCAAAGUGGGGAUUGGUUCAAAGAUGGCAUGAAGUUGGAAGCUAUUGACCCUCUCAAUCUCUCAGCGAUAUGUGUAGCCACUGUAAGAAAGGUGUUGGCAGAUGGGUAUCUUAUGAUUGGAAUUGAUGGUUCUGAGGCGGUGGAUGGAUCAGACUGGUUCUGCUACCAUGGCACCUCACCUUCCAUCUUCCCUGUGGGCUUCUGUGAAAUCAACAACAUUGAAGUGACCUCCCCUCGAGGGUACACGAAGAUGCCAUUUAAAUGGUUUGACUACCUCAGAGAAACCGGUUCGAUAGCUGCUCCUGUUAAGCUCUUUAACAAGGAAGUUCCCAAUCAUGGUUUCCAACGAGGCAUGAAGCUGGAAGCUGUUGACCUGAUGGAGCCACGUCUGGUGUGUGUUGCUACAGUGACAAGAAUUGUACAUCGGCUAUUAAGGAUCCACUUUGAUGGCUGGGAAGAUGAAUAUGACCAGUGGGUUGACUGUGAGUCACCUGAUCUCUACCCUGUGGGUUGGUGUCAGCUGACGGGGUAUCAACUCCAACCCCCUGCAUCCCAGAGUACCAGAGAAAUGUCUCAGUCCCUCCCCAAGCAGAAGAAAAAGGCCCAGCAGUAUAAAGGCCAAAAGAAAAAGAGGAAGAUUCCGGUUGGUCGGCGGCCCUUCAGUCAGACAGGCAGGAGGAGAAGCUUCUCAGGUGAUGAAGAGCAGAGUCCACCCUUUUACCAUGUCGAGGGGCCAACUCAGCUCCAACUCCGAACUCACCUCCACCAAACCCAUAAAUCAGACUCACUUCUGCGAAUGAAGGAGGAAAUGAUGGAGGUGGAUGAGUUCAACUUUUCCCAGGGCACCUCUGAUCAGGAGAGUAAUGGCUCAGGCACAUUCUACAUUAAACAGGAACCCUAAGUUCAAAGUAGGAAAAACAGGAGAAUGAUCGUUCUCUGCAAGAGUCUGAAUUAUGGAGAAUCGAUGUGAGUUCAAAUUACACUUAAAGGCACAUAUUUCCAAUGGAGAAGUAAGGUAAUGAAGAGAACAUGGUCAGUUCCACACCUUGAAAAAAACCUAUGGGUCUUCUCCGCAAUCAUUUCCAUGUAUGUAUAGAUCACAGAUGUUAUGUCUCCUUUCUCGUAUCUCCUGUCUGAACAUUCGACCAUGGUAAAACUUUAUUUUUUCUUUUCAUUUUUUUUUUUUAACGAAACAACCUUUUUCCAGUGGCGCUCUUAUGUACUCCAUGUCAAUUUCAGCUGCCCCAGGCCUGUAUAAACUGUGAUAACUCUGUAUUGCGCUGGGUCUUUUUUUGUUUUUAAAUUUUAUUACACGUUACUUAGCCACUGAACACAUAAAUUGUAAAUUACCUGAGAUAAUAGAAACAGGCACAAAGAGGAACAAUUAUUAUAUGUAAUAAUUCUAUUUUCUUUUUCUGUUUUUUCUUAAUUCACACAGCAUAGUUAUAAUAGUACUUGAAUUGUUUCUUGUUUUUGUCUUAAUAGUUUUUACAGUUGCUUUUGUUGGCUUUGUGGUGAAACCUUAAAUGUAAAUUAAAAUGGUUAUAUCGAUUAAUAUGUAGAAAAUUAUAAACAAAGAAGUACAAAGUAUAGGUAUGAAAGGUUUUAAUAUUAUUACAGUCAUCCAAAGUACUGCAAAUGCUGCAUAGAAUUGCUCAGUAUCCUUCACGUUUCUUAUAAAGGUUUUCAGAGCUGCAUUUUAUUUCUGAUUCAACCGUAAACCACUAAGAAAUGUGGUGACUGUCACAAUCUCUUGAUUGUUACAGUAUUAAUAUAUACACAUUAAAGCUACUCCUGCUAACUUUUGAGAAAAGAAAUUUAACAGCUAUAUAGAUAAAUACUUGCUGCUGAGACUUGACCAUUUUGUCAGUAGAACUGUAAUAGACAGAAUCUUUAUGAAAACAUUUUUGAAUAAAGAAUACAUGAUUAAUGAUGUCAGUAAUUUAACUACCCCCUCUUAAUGUAGCUCAAAUUAGUCAGUGGAUUUCUUAAGGUCAUCAAUCUGUAGGUACCAGUAGCAGUUAAUCUCUCCAACUACAUUCAUAUACAUUGACAUAUUUCUUUAUUAAUCUAAAAAAUAUUAACCUGGAACAACAGUUAUAUGAAUUGUCUGACUAAUUUUAAUUAAUUUUAUCUUGAGUACAAAACAAAAUAUUGCAGUAAUUGUAUUUUGUUUUGUCUUAACUGUUUAAAAGAGACAAGGUGUGAAUUAGUUUUCCAUAAAUUAAUGAAAAAAACACAUAGUAGCAGGGUAUAUUGUAUUCACCCCCACUGGUAUGAGACAGAGAGAGAAUAAAUUAACCUACUUUCACAGCUUGGAUACCUUAGCAGAUGUGUGUAAGGUCCAUGUAUUGGCCGAUGGGAAUAGGAAAUGCCCUUAUCUGUUUUCUAUACUGUUGUACCUUGUUGAGGGUCACCACGUAGUUGGAGCCUUUACAUACUUUACAAACAAAGGUACUCUUCGUAAUUAGUUAGUCGAUAAGGAGUUGGACUAUUACCCUUUGAAGAAACCAUUUUAACAAGUUAAUACAGUUGCCUUGUGUCUUAACAUCUCUGUGACAUGCUUUUGUCAAAAUACCAUAAGGAUCAAGAGUUGCAGUACACACCACACCCCAUUUUUAAUUCUGCGUUCACACUGGACACAAAGAAUACUUUCACCCCACGUUACUCGUGCAAGUUUGACCGCAGUAGUUGUGGGUACGGAAACUAUUCAGACCCCCUUGAAUUUUUCACUCUGUUAUAUUCCAGUCAUUUGCUAAAAUCAUUUAAGUUCAUUUUGUUCCUCAUUAAUGUUCACACAGCACCCCAUAUUGACAGAAAAAAACUGAAUUGUUGAAAUUUUUGCAGAUUUAUUCAAAAAGAAAAACUGAAAUUCAAACAAUUCUGUUUUUUUCUGUCAAUAUGGGGUGGUGUGUGUACAUUAAUGAGGAAAAAAUUAACUCAAAUGAUUUUAACAAAUGGCUGCAAUAUAACAAAGAAUGAAAAAUUUAAGUGGGUCUGAAAACUUUCCGUACCCACUGUAUAUACCCUUUAGUUUUUCAUCUAAAAUUUCCUAGAUUCCUCUUGUUUCUUCUAAGGGAAUCAGGUAAAAUAAAUUACGGUCAUUCCUGAUGCACUUGUAUUACUUUGCGAUAAAACAAAGGAGAAAACAGCAACCUAUUAUUACACUCGUCAACAACAAAUUUGUCACUUUUUUUUUUAUUAUUAUUAUUUUUAUUUAUUUAUUUUUUUAGCUGAUUUAGAACAGUUUUGAUGUGCUACAGUGGGGCAAAAAAGUAAUUAGUCAGCCCCCAAUUGUGCCAGUUCUCCCACUUAAAAAUAUGAGAGGCCUGUAAUGUUCAUCAUAGGUAUACCUCAUUUGUGAGAGACGAACUGAGGGGGGGGGGGAAAUCCAGAAAAUCACAGUCUGAUAUUUUAAAUUUUUUUUUUUUUUUUUUUUUUUUUUACAAAGAAUUUCUUAGCAAAUUAUGGUGGAAAAUAUUGGGUCACCUACAAACAAGCAAGAUUUCUGGGUCUCACAGACCUGUAACUCCUCUGUAAGGCUCCUCUGUCCUCCACUUGUUACCUGUAUUAAUGGCACCUGUUUGAACUCAUCAGUAUAAAAGACACCGGUCCACAACCUCAAAGAGUCACAAUCCAAACUCCAAGACCAAAGACCUGUCAAAGGGCACCAGAAACAAAAUUGUAGACCUGCACCAGGCUAGGAAGACUGAAUCUGCAAUAGGUAAGCAGCUUGGUGUGAAGAAAUCAACUGUUGGAGCAAUUAUUAGAAAAUGGAAGACAUACAAGACCACUAAUAAUCUCACUCGAUUUGGGGCUCCACGCAAGACCAGCCCGUGGGGUCAAAAUGAUCACAAGAACGGUGAGAAAAUCCCAGAACCACACGGGGGACCAAGUGAAUGACCUGCAGAGAGCUGGGACCAAAGCAACAAAGGCUAUCAUCAGUAACACACUACGCCACCAGGGACUCAAAUCCUGCAGUGCCAGAUGUGUCCCCCUGCUUAAACCAGUACAUGUCCAGGCCCUUCUGAAGUUUGCUAGAGAUGGUUUGGAUGAUCCAGAAGAGGAUUGGGAGAAUGUCAUAUGGUCAGAUGAAACCAAAAUAGAACUUUUUGGUAAAAACUCAACCUGUCGUGUUUGGAGGAGAAAGAAUGCUGGGUUUCAUCCAAAGAACACCAUAGCUACUGUAAAGCAUGGGAGUGGAAACAUCAUGCUUUGGGGCUGUUUUUCUGCAAAGUAAGAAGCAUUUCAUGGUCCAGUGGCCUCAUGUACAAAGACUUGCGUGGACACUGAAACAUGGCGUACGCUCAAAUCCAGAAAAUGUCCAGAUGUAUGAAUCUGUGCGUACGCAUGAAUCCAAGCACAUUUCCUUUGUACAUUCCAAUCAACGUAGAUUUGAGCGCACAUGUUGGCGUAACCGACCCCUCCCUCGCCACGCCACAUUUAAAUGUGCAAAUCAUAUGUAAAUGAACACUGCACCUGAGAUCCGAUCUCUGCAUGAUCAGAAAAAAAGGAAAAUGAGCAAGGUAAAAAAGAAGUGGUCAGACAUUAAGGUGGAUGUGAAGAGGAAGACAGCUGCUCACCGCCAAAGUGUGGCCAAAACAGGCGGAAGAACCGGGGAGAGGAUCGCUGCAAUUAUGGGUGACACUACUCUCACAUGUGGCUGACACUUAUUCCCCCAUCGUAAAUACCAUGUAUUUUUAUAACUCAGAACAAAUGUGUUCAUACAGUAACCUGCACUCAGUCUUGCGUAAAUGUUGUAUGUAUGGUAUUUGUAAUAAAUCUUUUGAAUUCAAAUGGAAGCACAUCAGGAUAUCAAAAGAGGAUAUAAAAAAAUUACUCCUGUUUGAAUACUCAAUUAAUUAUUUUAAUACACAGAAGGAUUUGAAUUUACUUAAUUUGAACAUGUACAUCAGUUGCACAGCGGCACGGUGGACGACUGGUUAGAGCGUCUGCCUCAAAGUUCUGAGACCGGGGUUCAAUCCCCGGCCCCGCCUGUGUGGAGUUUUCAUGUUCUCCCCGGGUUUUCUCCGGGCACUCCGGUUUCCUCCCACAUCCCCAAGAAAACAUGCAUGGUAGGUUACUUGACAACUCUAAAUUGCCCAUAUGUGUCAAUGUGAGUGUGAAUGGUUGUUUGUUUGUAUGUGCCCUGCGAUUGGCUGGCAACCAGUUCAGGGUGUACCCCGCCUCCUGCUCGAUGAUAGCUGGGAUAGACUCCAGCACGCCCGUGACCCUAGUGAGGAGAAGCGGCUCAGAAAACGGAUGGAUGGAUGGACAUCGGUUGCACAUGAUUAAAAUGUGUUAAAUUGACAUAAUUUACCCCUCUUCUCCUAAAAAAAAAAAAUUUAUUUGAACAGAUUUUAAUCAUGUGCAACCGAUGUACAUGUUCAAAUUAAAUUCAAAGGAUUAUUUUUUUCAGUGCUUUCAUCACUGGUGUCACUAGCUCGGAGGAUUCAUCCCCCAUUCCUGGCAUCUCCUCCGACAUCCCCAGCGUCUCUGACGCAAUUACACUCCAACAAUCAGCUGCUGCUGCCGGCCCAACUGGUCGUGUCCUCGCUGUGCUGGAGUCACUUGAGAUUGUGAGGGCAAUUGAUCGCCUUGAUCAAUUUAUAGGCAUCCUCACAAAUAUCAGUGAUUCAUUUAAUAAACUGGUGAAUUCCGAGUCCUUGCUUCUUUUACAUUGUUGAAAUUAAAUGUUGUGGGCCAUUAAUUCUUCAUCAGUGCUCAUUGUCUCUGAUGUGCAGAUUUAUUAUAACAGUUUCCCAGCAUCACCUCUAAGUGUUGCCAAAGCACCAACAGCUGUAAAAACGUGCGUACGCCAGCCAUGAAGUUGGCGUGAGGCACCGCACAUUUCCACGGUCAUUUCACUCUUGAUACAUCUGAACUUUGAUGUGAAAAAGAAUGUACGCCACGUUUUUGUGCGUACGCACCUUUUGUACAUGAGGCCCCGGCAGUGGCUUAGCCAGUCUCCAGAUCUCAUCCCCAUAGAAAAUCUUUGGAGGGAGUUGAAAGUCUGUGUUUCCCAGCGACAGCCCCAAAACAUCACUGCUCUAGAGGGAUCUGCAUGGAAGAAUGGGGCAAAAUACCAGCAACAAUGUGUGAAGACUUACAGAAAAACGUUUGACCUCUGUCAUUGCCAAUAAGGGGUAUAUAACAAAGUAUUGAGAUGAACAUUUGUUAUUGACCAAAUACUUAUUUUCCACCAUAAUUUGCUAAUAAUUUCUUUAAAAAUCAGAUGUGAUUUUCUGGAUUUUUUUUUCUCAUUUUUUUCUCUCAUAGGUGAGGUAUACCUGUGAUGAAAAUUACAGGCCUCUCUCAUCAUUUUAAGUGGGAGAACUUGCAGAAUUGGUGGCUGACUAAAUACCUUUUUGCCCCACUGUAUAUCCAAAUAUUUAAUUGGUUUUGCUCAAUGAGAUCAACUUACUGAACUGUUUUUUUUUUUAAAUACACAGGUUUUUUCACUUUCGAGGUUUAAAUAAACGAAAGUUCAUGCCCUGAAAGAUGACGUAACAUUCAAUUUACAGGUACUUACUUUUAUCAGUCUAGUAUUCAAUUUACAGUAAGCAAAGUUUGUAAUAUUUUAUUAAUAAACUGUUAACAACUUGGCAUAAAAACUUGACCUGAACAAGAGAAACUGAUAUUUUUAGUUUCAGAUGCAAAAUUAAAUCAGUUAAAAAAACCGACAACUUUCUUUUUUUUAUUUUUUUUUUUUAUUAUUAUUAUUUUUUUAUUUAUUUUUUGUAACCUGGUUUUUUUUAUAUUAUUUUACUGGUUCGGCCAUUUUUCUCUCCUGUGAUGUGUUCGAAUUAUGAGGGAGGUCCUUGGAAGAAUGCCUCCACUGUAAGGAGUGCCUGGCUGGACCCACAGUUUGCGAAUGACAUUUCUAAACAGUCGAAUACUAAUGGCUAGAAACAAAGCACUGUCAGGUUUCCAUCAGGGAAAGCUUUUAUGAAUAAUGUUAAUAAUACAUAGAGGAAUAAAUAAUUGAACAAACCUGCUCUUUGUAGUAGCACAAGGCACGGAAACAGUGUAACAGUAGUUGACGUCGCCUUCCUCUUUUCCCUGACAAAGUUCCUCUUAUUCUUUCAAAGGCUACAAAUAUUUCACACACACAGACACACACACACUACAAAAACAAAGGUAGCAUUCUUUUAUCUGUAAAUUGAAAACUAAAGUUAAAAUGAAUUACAAGCAUGUUUCUUGGAACUAAAGUACAACACAUACACACCUCCAUAUAAAGGUUGCAGUGCAUAAUUCCAAUGCGGUAUUUCCUAGUAUCAAUACAAUUGAUUGAUUACCUUUUAAAUCGAUUAAAAUCAAUAUAUUUUCGUCCAGAAGGCUAACAUGGUAAGCACAGAUCGAUCCAGUUGGAUUGUAGGUAAAUAAAUCGAUACAUCGAUGUAAUGAAUGAAUCGUUACAUGCCUAUUAUGUACAAUAUAUAAAAAUACACGCUUUUCCCCCCUCACAGUCAGACUAAACUUUUCCUGUUUCAGGUCAAUUAGGAUUACCAAAACUAUUUCUAUUUGCUAAAUGCCAGAAUGAGGAUUUCAACCCCCCCCCCACCCCGCCCGCUUAAUUUGUCAUUACUUUCUUCAAAGUCAGAAGUUUUGGAUACAGUAAGAUUACUAUGCCUUUAAACAAUUUGGGGAAACCCAGAUGUUGAUGUCACGUCUUUGGAGGCUUCUGAUAGUUUCAGUGAGAACAUUUGAGUUAGAGACACACCUGUGCAUGUAUUUGAACUCGGUACACUUGAAACACACAUUUCUAUGUGUGUGUGUAACAUCAUGGGAAAUUCAAAAGAUUGAUUACCUUUUAAAUCGAUUUAAACCAAUAUAUUUUCGUCCAGGAGGCUAACUUGCUAAGCACAGAUCAAUCCAGUUGGAUCGUAAGUAAACAAAUCGAUACAUCGAUGUAAUGAAUGAAUCGUUACAUGCCUAUUAUGAUAUUAGGAACAAAACUGUGGACUUGCACAUGCCCGUUUCCCCUUGGGUGCAAUUCAUGUCGGGACAUUGGCCGGGAACUGAACGCACGCUAGUUGUAGAACACGGCAGUAAGGUACACAACUACACGACCAAUGCAUUAAUGUAUUAAAUACUUUAUUUAUAUAAUGAGAUUUGUGUGUAAAUUAUCUUGCUUGAGCAUAAAUAUUUUGAUCAGUAAUCGCAUACAUUAUUAAAUCAGUAUGUAAUAAAUUGUAAAUCUAAGUUGAACCUGUGGACACAAUGAUUGUGUCCACCUGUGGACACAAUUUUUGCUAAGGCUUGGAAUACCUUAUGGUCAGUUUGCAGAUGAAAUUUUCACUGUUGUUUUGUUGUUGUGUUUUUCGGGCCAAGACAUAUAACUGCUGUCAAAGACGAUGCAUUUUAUUUCCCCCAAAUUCGCAAGAAUUGACUGAUUAUAUACUUGAUUCCAAAAACUUCCAAAAAUCCGUCCACCUUUUCUACCAAAGGUUUUUUUUUGUGUACGAGAGGAGAGCAGAAAAGCUGCCUUGAUUCGUCAGUACUAUUAAGAUUUAGUAUCUACAAUAUAUAAAUGGCCAAAACACAAAACCUUCUACCUUCUAUCUAAAUCCAUGCUUGCUCAUGCAGUGUAUUUGACAUGACUCUUGCUGUUUGAGGCUAUAUUAUUGAACUAUAUGUGUACCUACUACCUCCUGAUGCAGGUAAAACAAGUGUGAAAUACACCACCCACAUGUGAGUAUAUGCAAAUGAAACAACCUGGAAAAAAACAAGACUAGACACCAAAUGUAAAUAUUUGUGCAAAUUUUAUUGAUAUGCAGAAAUAAUAGGUUGAUAAAGGACAUGAUGAAUGAAAUGUACACCAUUCCUUCAAUUUUCUGUGACACAAAUAUGCAUAUUAUACAUAGGAGAUAAUUUAACAAAAUGUUAUUGAGGUAUUUUUUUAUGUUGUUUUUUUUACCACAAAAGCUGUUUCAAAAAAGAAAUUGAAUCUUUGUUUUAUUUUGUUAUAAAAAAUAUUUCAAUCAGCUGAGCAUAAAAGAUUCAAAUACAUCUAUUCUAUGAAAGCAAAGAGCCAAACUAACAUUUACAAAUAAACACUUGAAUUUAAAGCAUUUUUAGCAGCAUUUUUACUAUAUAAAAAAAAAACUGUAAAAAUGUAUGGUAAUAUUUUAUUUCAAAGAGGGCCAGUGGUUAGCACUGUCAUGUCACAGCAAGAGUGUUCUGGGUUUGAGCCAGUUAACUUGGUUGUGGUCUUUUCUGCAACUGCAUGGAUGGCUCCUACCCAAGUGUUUGAGUUGAUCUGACAAUGAAAAGGAUGGUAGGUUGACGUUAGAUGAAUUUUAAAUAAUGUGUACUGUUUGGCAAAUUUUACAUCCUACAAAUUGUUCUGUUAUUUAAUUUGCUUCAGUCGGUAGAAAAUAUUUUUACACUUGUCAUUACCUCCGCCAAGCACAAAAUGUAUUGUUUUGAUCAUUGUUUGUUAGUUAGCAGGAUUGUGCUUGAAUUACAUUUUACAAAGUACUGCAAAUUUAUAGGAGGAGGUGUUGUGUGAGGAGAUAGCAUGAUUACGCAAAUGCUACCACAAACGUUUAGGAUGGGUGGCAUGUGUAUUGAAGAGAAACCAUUAUCUUUUGGUAUAAAUCCAGAUAAAAAUGGGUGUAGCAGAAUGUAAUUUUAUUUAUUUAUUUGCAGUUUGUUACAGUGGAACUAUUAAUCCCACCCCACAAAUACAGUGUGCCAGGAUUUUAUUUGAUCUUUUUCUGUCAUCCUCCUUCAACAAGGAAUUGGCCUGCAAAUGGACAAAAACGAUAUAUUUUUUAACCUUUGCAGAGGUCUGGACUCAAAGGAGUGCUAUUCAAGCUUAUAUUAGGGUGGAGGGUAGCAAUUAUUAAAUCAAAUUAAUGUAAUUAUUUGUUCAGACUGGUUACAAGUUAAAAACCUUUAAUACCAAAUAAGCAAUAAGUGUGUUACAAUCCACAUCUUCAAAUCUGUUUCAGUGCAUGUCCUCGGCAUAAAGUAUAAUUGGGUCAUUUUCAUAUUUGAUUAAUAACAGUAAAGACACUUGUUUAAAAAAAAUAUAUCUAAUUUAGCAAUUUUAUGCCACCUUGGUUUUAUAAGGGUAAAUGUCUCCCAUGCUGAAUCAGCCAUGUUUAGUCCUAUUUUAAAGAAGUUAUUCAUGAUUUAAAGUAUCAGGCAUUCAUAGUUAAGGCAAUCCUGCUUGAGAGAGCAAAUAGUGGUGACCCAUUGAAAUAAACUUAUUUUUGAACAGUUAAGACAAAAAUGCAUAACAGUAAAAACAGACACCUUCAUUAAAAUCGUGAGUUGCACAAUUUAUGUGUUGCCCUUCAAAUUCUGUGAAUACAAGUGCAUAAAUCAUCCUAACUACUCAUUAAACCCAUUGUACCCUUGCCUGUAUACAAUUGUAAUAACGGUAAAGACAUGCAAUAGUUCUGACACUUUCACAAGUUCACACAUAUCUCAGAAAUAACAGAAUGUAUUAAGUAGUAAUAGUAAGCAAUAACAGAAAAAUCCUAUACAGUCCCCUCCAAAAGUAUUGGAACUGCAAGUUCCGGGCCUUUGUUUUUAUUGUAGACUGAAGACAUUUGCUUUCAGUUUAAAAGAAAACAACUCAGAACAGAGCACCUUUUUUUUUGGACCCAUCCACUUUUCAAGUGAGCAAAAGUAUUGGAACAGACAUUAUUAACAUAACUUAAAGUCAAUAACGUUUAAUAUUUGGUGGAAUAACCCUUACUUGCAAUAACUGCAUCAAGCCUGUGACCCAUUAACUUGAGACUGUUGCAAUCUUCAUUUGAAAUGCUUUUCCAGGAAAUGCUUGACUGCAUCCUCUUUCAGUUGUUGUUUGUUUCUGGGGGGUUCUCCCUUCAGUCUUGUCUUCAGGAGGUAAAAUGCAUGCUUUAUUGGGUUAAGGUCUGGUGACUGACUUGGCCAGUCCAAGACCUUCCAUUUAUUCCCCCUGAUGAAGACCUUUGUUGUGUUCCCAGUGUGUUUUGGGUCAUUGUCUCGUUGCAUAAUGAAGCUUCUCCCGAUUAGUUUGGAUGCACUUUUCUGUAAAUUGCCAGACAAAAUGGUUUUGUCGACUUCAGAAUUCAUUCUGCUGCUACCAUCAUGAAUUACAUCACCAAUAAAGAUUAGUGAGCCCGUUCCAGGAGCAGCCAUGCAAGACCUCCACCAGUCUUCACAGAUGAGGUUGUAUGUUUUGGAUCAUAAGCAGAUCCUUUUCUUCUCCAUACUUUGGCCUUUCCAACACUUUGGUAGAGGUUAAUCUUGGUCUCAUCAGCCCAUAAAACUUUGUUCCAAAACUUUUGUGGCUCAUCUCUGUACUUCUUUGCAAAAUCCGAUCUGGCCAUCCGAUUGUUUUUGCUGAUGAGUGGUUUGAAUCUUGUGGUAUGGCCUGUAUAUUUCUUCUCUCGAAGUCUUCAAACAGUGGAUUGUUAUACCUUCACCCCUGCCCUGUGGAGGUUGGCAGUGUGUUUUGGGUCAUUGUAUUGUUGCAUGAUUAAGCUUUUCCCGAUUAGUUUGGCUGCAUUUUUCUUUAAAUUGCCAGACAAAAUGUUUUUUUAGACUUCAGAAUUCAUUCUGCUCAUACCAUCAUGAGUUACAUCAUCAAUAAAGAUUAGUGAGCCCGUUCCAGGAGCAGCCAUGCAAGACCUCCACCAUGCUUCACAGAUGAGCUUGUGUGUUUUGGAUCAUAAGCAGAUCAUUUUCUUCUCCAUACUUUGGCCUUUCCAUCACUUUGGUAGCAGUUAAUCUGGGUCUCAUCAGCCCAUAAAACUUUGUUUCAAAACUUUUAUGGCUCAUCUCUGUACUUCUUUGCAAAAUCCAAUCUGUCCAUCCUAUUGUUUUUGCUGAUGAGUGGUUUGCAUCUUGUGGUAUGGCCUGUAUAUUUCUUCUCUCGAAGUCUUCGAACAGUGGUUUGUAAUACCUUCACCCCUGCCCUGUGGAGGCUGGCAGUGCGUUUUGGGUCAUUGUCUUGUUGCAUGAUUAACCUUCUCGAUUAGUUUGGCUGCAUUUUUCUUUAAAUUGCCAGACAAAAUGGUUUUGUAGACUUCAGAAUUCAUUCUGCAGCUACCAUCAUGAUUUACAUCAUCAAUAAAGAUUAGUGAGCCCAUUCCAGGAGAAGCCAUGCAAGACCUCCACCAUACUACAGAGAUGAGCUUGUGUGUUUUGGAUCAUAAGCAGAUCCUUUCUUUCUCCAUACUUUGGCUUUUCCAUCACAUUGGUAGAGGUUAAUCUUGGUCUCAUCAGCCCAUAAAACUUUGUUCCAAAACUUUUGUGGCUCAUCUCUGUAGUUCUUUGCAAAAUCCAAUCUGGCCAUCCAAUUGUUUUGCUGAUGAGUGGUUUGCAUCUUGUGGUAUGGCCUGUAUAUUUCUUCUCUCUCAGUCUUCGAACAGUGGAUUGUAAUCUGUGUCAAUUAAGUCUGUGUCUGAGACAUCUGCCCUGUGGAGGUUGGCAGUGAUGUCAUUGACUGUUGUUUUUGGGUGUUUCUUCACAGCUCUCACAAUGCUGUUGCUCAGUACAGCAGUAGUUUCUUUCUUUUUCAGGACAUUCCAAAUUGUUGUAUUGGCUCUGCCAAAAUGUUUGUGCAAUAGCUCUGAUUGAUUUUCCCUCUUAGCUUCAAAAUGGUUUGGUUUUCUCCCAUAGACAGCUUUCUGGUCUUUGUUUGCUUAACAGCAAAGGUAGUUUUCACAGGUGAAACCCAAAGCCAAAAACAAGCAGUCUAAUGUUUGAGCAAUCAAUCUAAAAUUCAACACCUGAGCAACUAGAAACACCCAUCGGUCACGGUCCAAUACUUUUGCUGACUUGAAAAGUGGGUUGCUUCAAACAAUAGGUGCUCUGUCCUGAGUUGUUUAACACAUGUAGAUGUAAAUACCAUGAAAUAAAAGUUGGAAUUCAGAUUUUUUGUCUCAUUCAUCACUUAAUCUGAAACCCAAAUGUCUUCAGUAUACAACAAAAACAAAGGAAUUGACUUUGUCGUUGCAAUACUUUUGGAGGGGAAUGUAUAUCCAAAAAUAUAAUUAGCAUUUUCAGAAAACAUGUUGGAAAUCAAACUUAAUUUAAAACAGCUUACGGUAAAGUCAUUUUUGUCUUUAAAACUUUGAAAAAUAUUACUUGACUUUUUUUUUUUCUUAUAAACAAUUCUGACAUUUUGAUGGAUAACAAUUGCCAAUACAGGAAGUCCUCGAGUUACGACGCACUCGACCUACGACGUUUCGACUUUACGAUGCCUGUGGCUCGUCCGCCAUUUUGUCCCAGCACCAUAGUGUUUCUGCUUAGCUAGUGCAUAGUGCUUGUCUGUGUUAGUGCGGCGGGAGUAUCUUUUCCUUUUUCGCCCUCCUUUUUUCACACUCUCAGCAGUAAUGGUAUGUACAGCAUCUUAUUUUUUAUUUUAAUGUAUUUUAGUUUCUUUAUACGAAGUGUUAACCUUUCCUGCUACGGUCUCCUGACCGUGGUCGGGAGACCCAGGGGUUAACUCCCUUCUCUCGUUGCACAGCUGAGCUGGGUGGCGGCAGCAAUAAAGGCACGAAGCACCGAUUUGCUGCUUUAAUGGCUUUAUUAGCUCCCCUGCACAUUCAAUGUCAACGGGUCCACCGCUAAUCGCUACUCUUCCCUGGUCGCCGUCACUACACUUGCUACUGUACACACUCGCACCGGGGCGCAGUCCUUCCUCCUUCGCAGUCCCGUCUCACUCACACAUCAACGCCCACACACACACUGAACUUGGUGUCACAAUCACGUGGGACAAUACCCGUAACAGAAGUAUUUCGCCGUAAAUUUCGACUUUAACGGUGAAAUCUGACUUACGCGGAAAUUCGUGUUACGUCGCCAGCGUAGGAACGGAACUCGUUCGUAAAUCGAGGACUUCCUGUAAUUGAAAUAACUCACAUCAGUCAAAUUCAGUGUUCAAGUUCAAAAGGAAAUUCAGUGGCCCAUGUCUUUUUUAUUGAUCAAAUUAUAUGAAAAUGACCCAAUUACUUAAUAAAUAGAUACCAUUAGUCUCUUAGUACAAAAUCGGAGAGACAAAAUACUGUUCGCUGCUGUUACCCCUACCAAGAUAAACCAAUAAUAAAUCAUGUACAAUGGAUUCAGUACUCUCUGUAUCUUUUGGUUUCUUACUUUCUUCUAUCGCCUUUAUUAUUUGGAGUUGGAAUAUGUAAUACUAGUUUUAAGGGCUCUCGAAGCUGUAGCUGGAGAUGGAAUGCGUUGAAUUGGUUUGACCUUGGGUGCCUGAUCAUCUACAUGAAAUACAUCUUAAACCAAGUAUGAAUUAUUGAUGUGCUGAGCUUUUUAUGUUUUUGUGUUAUUAAUUGUUUUGUUGGUUUACCUCUUACUUGGCGAUCUCAGUGGUGUACAUGUCCAUUUCCACCAAGAAAAGGGCAAAUCAUUACAAUUGAUCAUUACAUUCAUUUGGGCUCUUUUCCUUGUGUUAAUUAUAUUGAACUCGUAAUGCAUGUCUUGUACCUGCUUCUGAAUUGGUACUGUAUGAUACUGUAUGUACAAAACAUUAUAUCAUCCAUUGUUCUUUUCUUGGAUACUCGGGUCUUUUUUAUGUGGUUUCUCCUAAGUUACAUUUUAACAUUAUAUUGUGGUGCUAUAUAUAUUUGAUAAAAAUGACUUGGUAUUGGAUCAUUCCUAUGAAAAUAUUGUAAGUUGAAAAAUUUCUGGAGUAAAAACUAUAUUUUGGAUACAAGUAUUAAAAUUAAUGUGCAUAUACAAGAGAUAAGGUACAGAAUAAAAUUACAGUUUCAAGUUUGUACGUCUUUUUGAUAGUGAUUAGUUCUCUUUCUUAUGAAUUUGUGUUGUGAUUAAGCUUGGAUGGAUUGUAAAUAAAGCAUAAUGUAUGGAUCAUCAUAUUGGUUGCAAUUGAUGUGUUUUCAGGCAUCGCAAACUUCCGCAUGGAUGUUUAUGUUGUGAUUUUUUUGUAAGAUUUGCCUUUUACAUUGAAUAAAAUGCCUAAUGACGUA